Emys orbicularis (European pond turtle) is the source of this 1849-nucleotide messenger RNA. Its product is annotated as band 4.1-like protein 5. Gene Ontology annotation, cellular component: cytoskeleton. The record is from RefSeq and is a predicted model, not a curated record. The transcript is spliced from 17 exons. Gene Ontology annotation, molecular function: cytoskeletal protein binding. Bases 63 to 1583 code for a protein of 506 amino acids. NCBI's taxonomy places the organism in Eukaryota, Metazoa, Chordata, Testudines, Emydidae.
GGGGCUGGCUCCCACUGCAGCAGCCGGGGCCGCCUCCGCUCCCGAGCGGGGCAGCAGCAAAAAUGUUACGUUUCUUUCGACGGACUCUGGGGCGUCGGUCUAUGCGCAAGCAUGUGGAGAAGGAGCGGCUAAGAGAGGCCCAAAGAGCUGCAACCCACAUCCCUGCGGCUGGAGAUGCAAAAUCCAUCAUCACUUGUCGAGUAUCGUUGCUGGAUGGAACUGAUGUCAGUGUGGACUUACCGAAAAAAGCCAAAGGCCAACAUCUGUUUGAACAGAUCAUGUAUCAUCUGGACCUCAUUGAAAAUGACUACUUUGGACUGAGGUUCAUGGAUUCCGCACAAGUGGCACAUUGGUUGGACAACACAAAGAGCAUUAAAAAACAAGUUAAAAUUGGCCCACCAUACUGUCUGCAUCUUCGUGUAAAAUUUUACUCCUCUGAGCCUAACAAUCUCCGUGAAGAGUUAACAAGGUAUUUAUUUGUUCUUCAGCUAAAACAGGAUAUUCUCAGUGGAAAGUUGGAAUGCCCGUUUGACACAGCAGUCCAGUUGGCAGCUUAUACCUUACAAGCUGAACUUGGAGACUAUGAUCCUGCUGAACAUGUUCCUGACCUGGUGUCUGAGUUCAGGUUUAUGCCCACUCAAACUGAAGAGCUGGAACUGGCCAUUUUUGAGAAGUGGAAGGAAUACAGGGGGCAAACGCCAGCCCAAGCUGAAACUAACUAUUUGAACAAAGCUAAGUGGCUGGAAAUGUAUGGGGUGGACAUGCACAUAGUCAAGGCGAGGGACGGCAAUGAUUACAGCCUUGGACUGACCCCGACGGGAGUUCUGGUCUUUGAAGGUGACACCAAGAUUGGUCUGUUUUUCUGGCCAAAGAUAACCAGACUGGACUUCAAGAAGAACAAAUUAACACUAGUUGUUGUUGAAGACGAUGAGCAGGGGAAGGAGCAGGAGCACACUUUUGUGUUUAGGCUGGAUCACCCCAAAGCCUGCAAACACUUGUGGAAGUGUGCAGUGGAACAUCAUGCUUUCUUCCGCCUAAGGGGACCCGUCCAAAAAGGCUCAAGCCGAUCAAGCUUCAUUCGGCUGGGAUCACGGUUCAGAUACAGUGGGAAAACAGAAUACCAGACAACCAAGACCAACAAAGCUAGAAGAUCAGCAUCCUUUGAAAGGAGGCCCAGCAAGCGAUAUUCAAGGAGAACACUACAAAUGAAAGCAAACGUUGCUAAACUUGAAGAAACAAGCAUUCCGAACAAUGUCUUGCAUCAAAAUAAUGGAUCACAACAAAGCUGGAAUGCAAAGCCGACCCUGCCUGUCAAAAUGACAGUUCCAUCUGGCCCAGUCUUAGUGGAAAUAGAAAACCUUCCUAGGAGCCCUGGAGCCAGCCAGCAAGACAUGAAAUGGCCCUUUGAUGCUGCUGACUGCCGUCAACGUGGUAGAAGUGUAUGGAACGCAUGGGCCCCACCCUCGACCCAGUCUGCGGAUAGACACUACACUGAUUUUGUCCAUGAGCGCAAUGUGAAGAAUGCAGGAGUUCAUAGUGAUGCCAUUGGUUAUGCUGUCCAAACUACCAUGACCGAUCUAUGAGACAUUGGCCUUUUUGGAGCUUGAGGCUGUUCUGUAACACCGUCUGGAACGUUACCUUUUCUGAGUUGUCUCUAAGAUAAGGACAAUGGACCCAGAGCUGAUUAGGAAAACCCAGACCUUGUGCCAAGGCCCCUGCAUAUGGUGCUGUUGUAUUGAAUCUUUUAAAGAAAAAAUAGCCUAUACACUACUAGUCUGUUACCCCAGGUAUUCUUGUACUGAAAAGAGUAUGUGUAUCUUUUUAAUUGUGUUAAGAUUUUUCUUAACGA